Molecule: messenger RNA, 5456 nt
Organism: Rhipicephalus microplus (southern cattle tick)
Lineage: Eukaryota; Metazoa; Arthropoda; Arachnida; Ixodida; Ixodidae
Product: unc-112-related protein
Biological process (GO): integrin-mediated signaling pathway; cell-matrix adhesion
Cellular component (GO): cell-substrate junction
Molecular function (GO): integrin binding
Source: RefSeq, a predicted model, not a curated record
UUCACUUCGCUCUCGACCUGCGCGUGCGUUGGGGCGUUCUCGGGGAGCCCACGUAGCGAACCGGCGCAGAGGACCGAUUUGAACGAGUGCUCGGGAGGCAUGGAGUCGAUUUGUUUCCGUGUGUAGCGUCCAAGUACGAGCCCGCGACCUUUUGAGCAGUGUUCGUGUACUCGUCUUCGGUAGCGAAAAAAAAGAGAUUAACAGCCGCGCGGGCGACGGAUAGAUCACACAGGCCUUCGACGAUACCGAGCGAACAUGGCGGCCGACGUAAGCGCGUUCUCUACUGCAAGCAAGCUGCCCGUACUAGCGGCGGACCCUUCAUGGCCACGCUACGUGUACCCACAGCUGAGCAACAUGAUAGCGGACGGGGUGAAAGUGGAUGGCAGCUGGGAGCUGUGCAUCCAUGUCACCGACCUCAAGCUCGACCGCAAGCUCAGGGUCAAGGGCGACAUGCACAUUGGUGGCGUCAUGCUUCAGCUCGUCGAAUCCCUCAAUGUGCCAACAGACUGGUCGGACCACGCCCUCUGGUGGCCCGAGCAGAACACUUGGCUCACAAGGACAAAGUCCACACUCGACCAGUGUGGCGUCAUGGCCGACGCACUGCUCCACUUCACGCCCAUGCACAAGACGUUGCGCAUCCAGUUUCCCGACCUGCGCAUCAUGGACGUCCGGACGGAUUUCUCCGUCAAGACAUUCUCGGCCGUCGUCAAAGUCUGCAAAGAGCUAGGCAUCCGGCACCCUGAGGAACUGUCCUUCUGUCGACCGUUAGUGAACGAGCACCUCAAGCGCAACUAUCGCGCCAUUGGCUGCAGCCCUCGCCAGCGCCCUAAAGAGGGCACCGACAGCAUCCAGUUCAACCGCUCAAAGGCCAACGACAGCAACGGCACACUCGACGGAGCUCUCGGAUCGCCGCACAACUCGUCGGUGACACACUGGAACACGUCCAGCUUCAACAACGGCAUCCCACCGGGCCUGAACGGGAGCUACCUGACUCCGGACAGCAGCUUCAGCUCCCAGUACGAACUGCCCCUCGCCCAGAGCCCCAACAAGCCACCGCAGGACAUCAAGGCAGCCCUGCUCAGGCCCAAGACUCUCGUCGAGAGGGCACGCCUCAAUGCGGGGUGGCUUGACUCGUCGCUGUCGCUCAUGGAGCAGGACGUGCGGGAGUUCGACCUGCUGCAGCUGCGCUACAAGUUCUACUCGUUCUACGACCUGAACCCGCGCAAGGACGCCGUGCGCAUCAACCAGAUUUACGAGCAGGCGCGCUGGGCCCUGCUCACUGAGGAGAUAGACUGCACCGAAGAGGAGAUGAUGCUCUUUGCUGCGCUCCAGCUCCAAGUGAAUCUGCAGGCCAACAGUAGCCAGCCGGACUUCUCGCAAGGCGAAGACGACAUCGACGCCGCCCUGACCGACCUCCAGGUGACCCUGGAGGGCAGCGCCAUAUCAAGCGAGACCUCAAACAUCACACAAGUGCCUGAGCUGCACAGCUAUCUGCGGUUCCUCAAGCCCAAGCGAUUCACGUUGAAGGGCUUCAAGCGCAUGUUCUUCAUCUUCAAGGAGACGCGCAUGUGCAUCUACAAGUCGAGGGAGGAGUACGAAGGUGGCGGAAGCCCCUCAUACGUCAUCAACCUCAAAGGUUCCGAAGUCACGCCUGAUGUGUACCUCGCCCAAGGCAAGUACGGGAUUCGCCUGGAAGUGCCCGGCCCCGAAGGAAUGACCGAGUACUGGCUCCGCUGUGAAACGGAGGACCAGUACGCCCAGUGGAUGGCCGGCUGUCGACUGGCGGCCAAGGGCAAGACCAUGGCGGACGCCUCGUACGAGGCCGAGGUGCACUCCAUCCAGCAGUUCCUGCAGCUGCAGAGGCCCGCACCUGCCCCAGCACUGGUGCCCUCUCAGCUUGACAUCGACGUUGAGGACUUUGUUGCGCCCCGCUUCAUCAAGAAACUCAAGAGCAAACAGGCCAUUGUUCAAAGGAUUGUCGAAGCGCAUGGGAACGUCAAGGACCUCAGCCUCGUAGAUGCCAAGAUGAACUUCAUCAAGGCCUGGCAAGCGCUACCCGAGUUUGGCAUCUCACUCUUCGUUGUGCGCUUCAGCGGCAGCAAGAAAGAGGAACUGCUGGGCGUGGCCUUCAACCGGCUGAUGCGCAUGGAGCUUUCAACGGGCGACCACAUCAAGACGUGGCGCUUCAACACCAUGAUGGCCUGGAACGUCAACUGGGAGGUGAAGCAAAUGAAUGUCCAGUUCGAGGAAGACCAGCGCGUCGCCUUCUCCUGCCUCAGCGCCGACUGCAAGACGGUGCACGAGUUCAUCGGCGGAUACAUCUUCCUCAGCAUGCGCUCCAAAGACCAGAACCAGGCGCUCAAUGAAGAGCUCUUCCACAAGCUCACCGGCGGAUGGGUCUGAGCAUUAUGAGCUGGCGUGCUAGACAAACCGAAAGGGGCACUGAUGCAUUUAACUAUCACCCCCCCCCCCCCCCUUUAUUUUUUAUGCCCUAUAGGAAAGUCUGGGACCUCAAAACCGCAGAAAACAAUACUGCUGAGCCUCAGGCCCUGAAAAAUUUCAUAUAACAGCCUCUGUACAGCCAGUUUUACUUCAAUUUCUAAAUUCUGUAUCGUGACUUCAUGAUACUAAAAGUGAUCUUACGAAAGUGGCCCAAUGUAGUGGUUUGACGUUUCUUGUCUACCGCGCUACUGCAUCAGCUUUUACAUUGAGUAGCAGCAUGAAAGUGGCAUUAUUAAGGGAGCUGGAGAGAUACCCAAAUACUGCUACAUUCUGCUCACGUGUGAUCACAUUCCGGAUCGUAAUGUCGCGACACAGUAUAACACCAAAAACUUGAAGACUGGCUUUAGAAACGCAAUUACAUUGAGGUAUUCGCAGCACAUUGAGACCUCGUUGUAGCUGUCGUACAGUUUUGAGAUCCCGUACUCUCAUUUAACAAAGAGAAGGAAAGCAAGAAAUAUUGCAUCAGUACUCCUUGAAGACGUGCAUUCUUCGUCGACUUGUGGCAGCACACACAGGACCGGCAUCGUCCACAGCAGGUCGCCACGGGCCCGAGACGGCGCAAGAUGAUUCUGCUGAUUACAUCAGAGACUUGUGCCAAGCUGGAUUCGUUGUUUUCACGGUUGGUCAAGUUCAGUGGCAUGUUGGACUUGGCGUUUCUUCUGUCGUGCUCGUUCAGUUGAAACGACGAGAGAUUGGUGGGAGCUUGUUCAAGCCGGAUGGACUUUCUUCAUCUGCUCAUGGAAUGAUAGGCCUGGUGACGGAGGUGCCAGCCGUCUCUUUGAAACUGUGCACUAGCAGUUCCUGGUUGUUGGUAUAUAGUUGAUCAUGAGCCUCUGCGAGGGAGAUCACUCGUCGUUUUUCCUCUUCAAAAAUGCUCAGUGGUACAUAUAUGCGAAAACGUUACUACACUUAUAAAUCAAUAAAUGUGCUGCUUUGUCAUGUGGCUACACGUACAAGUUUGAGAGCGGGCUUGUUCGUGACACCUUCUAAAGGAACUCGAAAUAGUACUUUAGAAGAGGCUAAUUCAUUAGUGUUGACGUCGUACUAGAUGCAUACGUGGAGUUUGCCCCCGUUCGCAAGGCCAGCCAACUGUGUACCAUACAAUGCACUGUUAGGCACAGUUUUCUAACCACUUUUUUUAUUUUUCUGCGAGAGCUUAGAACAAUGCGCGGCAUAUCUUGGUGAAAGGCAACAUUGAGCAUGCCUUCUAGAUCGCGCAGUAAGCUGCAGAAGCGCAUUUUGCAUCAACUGCAAGCUUCAACACACUGGCUGCCUACACAGAUGAUGCUUUCAUCACCAUCGACACAUCACGAAAUACCCCGACAAUUUUUGCUUUUCAUUUCAUAGAAUGUGUUUUCCUUUGUCUUCGUCAACACCUGUGAGUAACGAAAUCGAGACUGUUGCAACACUACGACGUAGCAAACUCGUUAACUGUCUGCACACAUGCAAUUAAUCUAGAGAAGAUGACCCCGGACCUUUAAGGCACUGUGAGUGCGGUGAGCACGCCGCCACCGAUCGGUUGUGAUGUCAUCACUUCAUGUAGCAGCAGUUUUUUUAUUGACGAGCGUGCCAAGUUUUUGGCUGAACAGCCCCUUCGAACUGUACAAUAGUGACGCGAAAAUCGUUGUUGCCAAUGUAGUGCAUUUAUGGCGAAUGUCUUUGUCGAAAAAUUCCGCACACACACACAGUGCAUGCAGUUUUUCUGAAGAUGGUGUUAUCCAGCUUGGGCGGCGAAGGCCAAGCUUUUCAUUUUCUGUGGUGGAGAUGCAGAUUGCUGUUAAAGAAUAAGCAUUGGGCUGCAAUGCUUGAAAAUAGAAGUUGCUGUAGUAAAAUUUGAGGCUUGUGAACAGCCUUUGAGCCUCAUAUUGAUUCUCAGGGUGACUGUGUUUUUGUUUUGAAUGCAUAUAAACAUGAAAAAUCGUGUUUGUUUUUGUUUCUUUUUUGAAAAUCUCUGGACCAUUUCCAGUUAUUGCAGCUCACGAUGUUAGCCAUUUCCAUUCAGCCUCCAAAUUACGAACAUGUGCAAAAACAUACAACUAUUAAAACAAAUGUUAAGAUAAAAUCAAAUUGUGUGGAAACUAGAUGUUGACUUGACUUUUCUUUCAUAGUACUAUACAUGCAUACCCUUUAUAUAUAUAUAUAUAGUAUAUAUAUACAUAUAUAUUAAAAAGGGCUACAUUAAGCCCUGUAAUUAGUCAGCCAUAAUAAUGAUUACAAUGAACGUAGCAGAAGCUGCAUUUCAGUGCUGCGUUUAUCUGAAUCGACGUCUACUUCACAAAUAACUGUAUUGUUUGUGAUGUGCUUCUACGAUAGCAUAAGGUUUGUAUACAAUGGUUACCUUACAACAUGUAAAUACAAAAACUCUGCCUUUUUUUUUUUGGCGCUCUGACACGUCACCAAUGUAUUUUGCAUGUUUUUUCUCGCAUCUUCAACAAAUUCUGCCUAUGCCAUCAAGUGCUUUUUUGCGCAUUUAUGCAAGCUUUGUAAAAAUGUUUUUGUCAACAGAGUUGCUGCUGUAGCUUUUUAGGGCUACGGUCACAGUGCAAUUAUAUUUAUAGUUGAUCAGCAUUUGUGUAUCGGGAUGCUUGUUUAGCUGCGAGGCAAGAGUAGAUUGCUGGCUACUUGCGGGACAUGAGUUGUCGGUCCUUUUGUGAUUGACUUUUCUCGGUUUUGACACUGACGUUUGUUACGCGAGGAGGCUCAUUGAAAUAACUGCUCGAGCCCGAUGACGCUCGAGACUUGUUGAUUUGACAGAAACUGCCGUGGUUGUUUGACCGGAAGUGGCACGGUUUUCCAGUAAAAAACUGCAUUGUUUAGGGAGUGUCGUUUUUCGAGUCGUGAAAUUUUUCGUGAAGUGCCUUGUGAGUGUUUUACAUAAUGUUACAGUGUAACCCACUUGAAACUUACUGUCAUCUUCCUAUUUAAGAGAAUAAAGUUUUUUUUUCCCCAUAUCA